Messenger RNA from Malania oleifera, 1405 nucleotides. RefSeq names its product aquaporin PIP1-1-like. The coding region runs from base 283 to 1143 and encodes 286 amino acids. The record is from RefSeq and is a predicted model, not a curated record. Gene Ontology annotation, cellular component: vacuole; plasmodesma; plasma membrane. The transcript is spliced from 4 exons. Gene Ontology annotation, biological process: response to water deprivation; transmembrane transport. Lineage: Eukaryota; Viridiplantae; Streptophyta; Magnoliopsida; Santalales; Ximeniaceae. Gene Ontology annotation, molecular function: water channel activity.
ACAAAUAAUUCACUAUCUGCUCCACACACCCAACUGACCAUUAUACCCAUCCCCCUUAAAUGCAAAUGUUUCUUUGCCCUAGAUGGACAUAACAGUAAUUUCGCCCGGACAACCGGCCUUCCCCUCUGACCCCACUGCUUCAGCCUUCAGCCUUUAUAAACCUAACCCACUCACUUACGCCAUUAUCACAGAGCUCAGAGAACUUCACACACUUCCCAUUCUUUGGAAGCUUUCUGCGCACAGGGAGAGAGAAAGAGAGAAAGAGAAAGAGAGAGAGAGAGAAUGGAGGGGAAAGAGGAGGAUGUGAAGUUAGGAGCAAACAAGUUUUCUGAGAGGCAGCCGAUAGGGACGUCGGCGCAGGCGGACAAGGACUACAAGGAGCCACCGCCGGCACCCCUGAUCGAGCCGAGCGAGCUCUACUCAUGGUCCUUCUGGAGAGCAGGAAUUGCGGAGUUCAUGGCCACUUUCCUCUUCCUCUACAUCACUAUUUUGACUGUGAUGGGCGUUGUCAGGUCCCCGAGCAAGUGUGCCACUGUGGGCAUUCAAGGUAUUGCUUGGGCUUUUGGGGGUAUGAUCUUUGCCCUCGUCUACUGCACCGCCGGUAUCUCAGGUGGACACAUAAACCCAGCUGUGACAUUCGGGCUGCUGCUGGCGAGGAAGCUUUCACUGCCCAGAGCCAUAUACUACAUGGUGAUGCAGUGCCUGGGUGCGAUCUGCGGGGCAGGAGUGGUGAAAGGGUUCCAGAAGUCUCAGUACCAGAUGCUGGGUGGUGGAGCUAACGUGGUGAACCCUGGCUACACCAAGGGUGAUGGCCUCGGUGCAGAGAUUGUGGGCACUUUUGUUCUUGUCUACACGGUUUUCUCUGCAACUGAUGCCAAGAGAAGCGCCAGAGACUCCCAUGUCCCAAUUUUGGCUCCACUCCCAAUUGGGUUUGCAGUGUUCUUGGUUCACUUGGCAACCAUUCCCAUCACCGGAACUGGCAUCAACCCCGCCAGAAGUCUUGGAGCUGCCAUCAUCUACAACAGAGAUCACGCCUGGGACGAUCAUUGGAUCUUCUGGGUGGGACCGUUCAUAGGAGCUACACUCGCUGCGCUGUACCACCAGAUAGUCAUCAGAGCCAUGCCAUUCAAGACCAGAGGCUGAGAAAAUUACUUACUCUCACCCUUUUAUCAUGUGAGCUGCUGCGCUGUAUCGCAUACCAGAAGCUAUGAAUUAAAAUCGAUCAUUGCUUUUUCAUUUUCUUUUUAUUGUUAGUGUCCGAGUCUGUACCUUUCUUCCUCCAGUUUCCAUAUCGGUUAAGGUUGAAGCUAAUCAAGAUUGUCAUGAUGUGCAUAUAAGCAUAUAAGAUACUUGGGCAUCUUCUUGUGUGGGCAGCGUUUUGAAUAUAGUCUAGUUUUCAGUUCAA